Messenger RNA from Punica granatum (pomegranate), 1585 nucleotides. The record is from RefSeq and is a predicted model, not a curated record. NCBI's taxonomy places the organism in Eukaryota, Viridiplantae, Streptophyta, Magnoliopsida, Myrtales, Lythraceae.
CGUUAGUCGGAAAUCCAUAGGUCCAUAACCUUUUUUAUUCAGGCAACUCCCCGUCGAUACUUCUGCAGAUAAAUUCUUACACGAGAGAGGAAUCUGAUGAAGAGAUGGAUCUUUGGAGUUUGGACUCUCUCUCUCUCUCUCUCUCUGGAGUCUUCGUGCCAAUAACAACUCGCCAAACAUGAACGCGACAGCUUCACACGGCCGGCUCAGUGCUCAAACCUCAUCAUCUAUUUCAUCUCUUCAUGUUCAGAAGGGCGAAAAGGAGAGAAGGGCCAUGAACUCGAAGCUCUUACUCCCAGCAUCGGCAGCCGUUGUAUUAUUCUCUGCGUUGAUCGUAAUCAUCGCCACCCUCAGACCUGGGGGUCUCGAUCUUCUCCGCCGAGAAACCGAUGUGAUAGCCGGGAGAGUGCAGGCUGUCCCGAUAGAGAGGGCAGUUGGGCCCGAGAGCUUCGCGUUCGACCCUCGAGGAGACGGGCCCUACACCGGCUUGUCGGAUGGUCGGGUUGUCAAGUGGGUCGAGCAUGAGAGGAGGUGGGUCGCUUUCGCUUACACUUCUCCUAACAGAGAGGAAUGUGAGGGGCCACAUGACCAUGAAGCAAUGGAGCACAUCUGUGGGCGUCCGUUGGGCCUGGGCUUCAACCAUAACACAGGGGACCUCUACGUUGCAGAUGCGUAUAUGGGUCUGCUCGUGGUGGGCCCAGACGGCGGCUCAGCCACCAAGGUGGACGUCGCAGCCGGAGUCGACCCCGGUCCGCUGAGAUUCGCCAACGGAUUGGACAUUGAUCAGCGUAGCGGAACCAUCUAUUUCAGCGACAGCAGUACCAAAUAUCAGCGCAAGGACUACAUAUCUCUUAUCCUUGCCGGUGACAAGACUGGAAGAUUAAUGAAGUACGACCCACAUACCAAACGAGUCGAAGUCCUGCUCCAUUCCCUUGCAUUUGCAAACGGAGUAGCCAUGACUUCAGACGGCUCCUCUGUCUUAAUUUCCGAGACCAGCAGCUGCAGGAUCCUGCAGUAUUGCCUCAAGACCGGGACAACCCGCGUGUUCACGCGGCUCCCCGGGUUUCCCGACAACAUCAAGAGGAGCCCCCGGGGUGGGUACUGGGUCGGAAUCUUCAGUAGGAAGGGGAGGUUACUGGACUGGUUGCUGGCCAAUCCUAUGGUUGGGACGGCCCUGACUAAGUACGUCCCGAACCAUACGAAAGUGGCCCUCUGGUACACUAGGUGGAGGGGGAGGGGCCUCGCGGUGAGGCUGGGCGAAGAAGGUGAGGUGUUGGAGGUUUUGGAGGGGGAGAGCAUUGGGAGUGAAUGGAAGUCCGUGAGUGAAGUGGUGGAGAUGGAGAUGGAGACGGAGAGGGGCGGGAAAAACAAGUUUUGGGUCGGUUCCGUAAAUAUGCCAUUUGCAGGGACUUUUCUGAGAUGAAAAAGUUGGAAGUUAGUUGCUUCUGAUAGCGGUUGGUUGGUUAACGAAUUCUUUUCGGCCCCAAAAGUAAUAAAAGAAAGUUGGUCGAUGUUUAAUUUGCACAUCCAUCAUUAAGUGUGGUGUAGAUGUACAAAAUCACCAUAUAUAGUUUUUGAUCUAUGA